Molecule: messenger RNA, 2355 nt
Organism: Ramularia collo-cygni
Lineage: Eukaryota; Fungi; Ascomycota; Dothideomycetes; Mycosphaerellales; Mycosphaerellaceae
Exons: 3
Coding region: 1-2355 (784 amino acids)
Biological process (GO): regulation of DNA-templated transcription; DNA-templated transcription
Molecular function (GO): zinc ion binding; DNA-binding transcription factor activity, RNA polymerase II-specific; DNA binding
Source: RefSeq, a predicted model, not a curated record
AUGUCGAAUUAUUACUCAUCGCAGCUCCAGGUACACAACUGGAUGCUUGCGCAGAUGUCGAAUUACCCGCCACCGCCGCAGGCCGACCAGCAACACUACAAUGCCUUGUAUCCCACCUCCGCUGGCGCUCAGCAGCAGCUCUUGGACCCGGCCCAGCAGGAUCAGCUGCAAUUCAGCAGCCUCAACCAGCCAAUUUACCCCAAGGUCGAGUCCAAUGGUCCCGGCCAUCCCCACAGUCCCUCUGGCCAGCACAUUCACGAUCUACAUCACCACCACGUUCUAGAGGAGCAACAGCGGCAUCACAUCCACCAUGCCCAACAGCAGAUACAACAGCCCACGCCAGUCGCCAGCCAUCCAGCGAGCAAUGCUGCCCAGUCCCACCCUCCCACACAGACUUCAACGCCUGAACAGCCUCAGAAGACGAACCGGUUACGAAAAGCAUGUGAUUCAUGCAGCAUCCGCAAAGUCAAGUGCGACGAGACCGGUCCACCAUGUCGAGCAUGUGCUGCGCUAGAUAUUCCAUGCACAUUUGAUCGCCCCAGUAGACGGCGUGGGCCUCCGAAUCGCCACGCAGAAGCGAUUAAGCGUCGCCGUUUGGAAGCUGAGAGUGCAGGCUCUCCGGGGCUCUCCGGAAAUUCUUCGCCAUCAUCACCGACGCAUGCCGCACAGGCACUGACAGCUCUGGCCUCGCACUCUUCCGCCCCGCUAUCAGCAGAGUCCAUCUGCCCGAUUGAGACCCUCAACCUGCUCAUCGACGACUUCUUCACUUACAUUCACCCACUCUGCCCCUUUCCCCACGAGCCUAGCUUUCGCGAAGCGUGGAAGCGUAGAGAAGAUCUUACCAAUCGAUCGUUUCUGGCAUUGCUUGCGGCCAUGAUUGGAGCUUUGGUGGCCUCAUUCCCGCGAAAGCCGCGGCUACAUCUGAAGGCACAAAGGAGAGAGAACCUGUUCCCGAACCAUAUGAGCCUCGUGCACAGAUGCCAGAAGGUAUGUGCUUCGGCGCGUGGCCCAGGAUAUCUCGAGAGCGAAAGUUUGAACGUCUACGACGCGGCGACCAGCUAUUUCCUGGCGCUCAUGGGAAUAUACACCUUCAGAUGGCGUCUGGGUCGGCUUUACUUCGGCGAAUGCUUGACGAUCCUACGAACCCUUGGCUUGCAUAAGCCCAAGGGCCAGUCGGUGACGCAGCUCGGCACUCUUCCCGCUGCCAUGGGAUCUCAUCACAAUGGCAGCGGAGACGGUACCAUCGAGAUUGAUAACAUCACCCUCGAGAUGGGCCGCCGCAUAUUCUGGACCAUGUUCGUCAGCGUAAAAUCAAUGGAACAGCUCGGGGCUAGAUUUGGCGAGCUGAUCAUCCCUCCACCGACACUUUCGGAGCCCUACCCACCCCUACCCGCCGAAGUCGACGACUUCUGUAUUUAUCCGACACACACCGAGCAACAGCCCGCGGGCUUGGUCCCCAUGAUCGCAGGCUUCAACGCGAACGUGCGAAUCUACAGUGCUUACAACCCGCUGGCGACCACGGAGUUGGCGUGGGGUAUAGAUGCUGUCGUUGAUUGGGAUCGUCAAAAACGUGUCUUGCACGAGUCUCUGCACCGUUGCAAGAGCGCUAUGACUGAGCUGCCAGAGGAGCUGGUCGUUAGGAAUACCAGUGGCUUUGGUGGUCCUCAUAGCACGGACAACAACAGCUUCUACCCAGGCUUUGGGCAUCCGCAGUUCAAUAGAGAUCCUGCCCAGUCUCUGAUGAGUCCAUCAUCGCGGUCCUCGAUGGAACAGUCUCCAGAGGRGAGACGUCGCUCUCAGUAUGAGGUGCAAAAGGCCAACAUAUACGCGUCGAGUCUGGCAACCCGCUCAUACCUCGUCGAUAAAUACUGGAAUCUGUGUGAUGCCCAUGAACGAGCGCGCAAGUCUUCUCAGCCAGGCUCUCCUAGUAAGGGCAUCACYGCUGCUGGCAUUGAUGGCAUGUUACCCCAAAAUGGCACAGGCCAGUUUGAGCCCAUCGAGACUGAGAUGCGUGAGGAGAGAGAAAGCAUCGUUAGAGAUCUUCUCGUCGUGCUGGGCAGCAUUGAUCAGGUCAAUAUGGAGCCCAGCGCGGACUCAUUUAUCAUGAAGAUUCGAUCCAUUGCGAGUACCCUAAUCCAGGCCCCCGAUCAGCGCAAGGGACAAAUUGCCGUUCAAGCUCAAGAGUACUUGGGUGCUUUCCUCAAGAUUAUCAUGAGGCUUGAACGUGUGAGUCCUGCGAACAGCAACGACAUGGAUCAGCCCGAAGACGAGGACGCCGAACUCCGAGUCUGGGCCGACCUGAGAGAGUACCAGCACAAGUUUGCCGAACACGGGGGCUUGCUUGGUCUGCCUUGA